This is a messenger RNA of Asterias rubens (European starfish), 3840 nucleotides long. RefSeq names its product relaxin receptor 1-like. The transcript has 18 exons. Gene Ontology annotation, molecular function: protein binding; G protein-coupled receptor activity. NCBI's taxonomy places the organism in Eukaryota, Metazoa, Echinodermata, Asteroidea, Forcipulatida, Asteriidae. Gene Ontology annotation, cellular component: membrane. The record is from RefSeq and is a predicted model, not a curated record. Gene Ontology annotation, biological process: G protein-coupled receptor signaling pathway. Bases 1 to 2703 code for a protein of 900 amino acids.
AUGACGCAGUUAUGUUCUCUUGAACACCACGACCAUGCCGUACGACUACUACAUCAACGUAUGACGUGUGUUAACACGUUGUUCCAAACCGACGGGUUGACGAAACGUCCCAUCCAGACUUGUCUACGCUGUCUGCUGCUGUCGUCGGGAAACCGCUGGAUUCCAACUGGUUUUGUGGUUAUGAGAGAGUGCACGGACUCGCCCCGUUCUGUGCACUGUAGAGAUGCUGCACAGAACGCACCAGUCUAUAACUGCCUGGAUAGCAUCAUAUGUGUUCCGUAUCAUUACUUCUGUGAUAAUUACGUGGACUGUGAUACGGAAGAGGAUGAGCUGAAUUGUGACCAGCAGUACGUUACCGGGUGUCAUUUCGGAGCGCUUCAAAUGACGUGCUCUGACGUCACGCUGAAUGCUUCUUAUGGCAACGAUGUGCCAAAUAACAUCAGAUUCAUAUCUUUGGAUGGAGUGCAUACAACCAGGGAAGACGCAGACGUGACUGUCACUUCACUGGUCAACUUAACGCGUUUUCCUUACGUCGUCAAGCUAUAUUUGAUCAACAACAACAUCACCGAAGUGAAUCUCGGUAGAGAAGGCUCACUACCAUACCUCAUGACAGCGGACUUGUCUAAAAACAACAUCCGGAGCCUUGAGGCAACCUCAUUUUUGGCAUCCCCAGGCAUCGUACAUCUCGAUUUGUCACAGAACUAUAUUUCGUACAUCGAUCCCGCAGCCUUUCGGCAUUUGUCACUCCUAACCGAAAUUUCACUCAGGGACAACCUGAUCCACACAUUGAACGUGAACACCUUCCGAGGACUGAGCAAACUGGAAGUAAUAAACAUCAGCCACAACGACAUACAGGAUCUUGAGCCGGGACUUUUUGACAACUUGAAAAACCUCACAUCGUUGAAUAUUUUGGAAAACAGUAUGACUUCGCUUCGUCGUGGGACCUUCAGAGGUUUGUCGCAGCUUACUCAACUGAUUAUAGCUGAUAUACCACUCCGGUAUAUAGAACAAGGAGCGUUCCAAGACCUGACAUCACUUAUCUCCCUUCAGUUAUCGGGCAACAAUUUGGAGCUAAUUUACGCCGGUACGUUUCAGGAAUUAACGUCGCUCACUCACUUGGUUAUCGUUAAGAACUCAAUAUCAACGCUUCAACCUGGCGUCUUUAAGGGACUGCACUCUCUGGAAUCUAUGAACCUUGUGAACAACAAUAUCACAGAAAUCGAACCAGGUGCCUUUAAUGGGCUAGACAACAUUGUAUAUCUAGAUUUAGGGAACAACAGUUUUUCUGAGCUGAGGGCAGGUACGUUUUCUGGAAUGCCCAACCUACAAAUCUUGCAGAUGGCAUACGUUCCCUUGGAGCACAUAGAGCCUCGUUCGUUCCAAGGACUCCCCAAUCUUCUAACUCUGAAUAUUCUUCAAGCUAAGCUGAAAUCCCCAAGCCAGGGAAUGCUAAAUGGAAUUAACAACCUGUCUUCAAUCUCAACGAGUGACUACCGUCUAUGUUGUCUACUCGACCCUGCGUGGAAUGCAUCAUGUAUCGGUCCGAGUAAGUCCUUCUCGUCCUGCGAGCGUCUCAUGCCAAACUACGUCCUGAGGAUCGCAAUAUGGCUGCUCGGCAUCAGCGCCAUCUUUGGCAAUAUCUUCGUCAUCGGCAAACGGGCCACGAAGAAACGUCGACGCGACGUAACCGUCCAGGGUUUCCUCAUCACCCACCUCGCUAUCUCAGACGCCAUGAUGGGUUUGUACAUGAUCGGUAUAGGAGUUGCAGACUCGUACUUCAGCGGGAACUAUUUUCUGCACUCCGAGAGGUGGCGAUCCGGUGGCUGGUGUAAGACAAUAGGUCUAUUGUCCAUGCUCUCAGCUGAGGCAAGCGUCUUUCUUGUCAUGCUAAUCAGUCUGGAUAGAUUUGUGAGUAUUGCAUUCCCCUUCAGCCGUUUCAAGCUGGAGAUACGCUCCGUGCGCGUUUACAUCGCCGUGGCGUGGAUCAUUGCGUUCGCUUUGAGCUUGACCGGGACAAUCAUGGCGGGUUCAUCGCCGUCCUUCUAUGGUCUGUCGGACGUUUGUGUCGGCCUGCCUCUUAUCACCAGCCCGGUCAAUGGCUCCUCUACGUGGAUCUAUUCCCGUAAGACGGGAACGUACGUCUACGAGGUCGUCGUGCCCAGCACCAAGCCCGCAUGGGGCUUCUCCGUCUUUCUCUAUAUCGGGCUCAACUUCUUCUGCUUCGUCGUUGUGCUAAUCUGCUACGUGGCGAUCUUCGUCAUAGUGCGGCGUUCGUCGCGAAGCGUCGCCCAGCGCGGCACCAUGGCCAGGAAGCCCUGCAACGGCACCUCCUCCGGGGCCAAGUCCCAACGGAGUGCGAGCUUCUCCCGGGAGGUCAAGCUUGCCACCCGUAUGGCUCUGGUUGUCGGUACGGACUUCUGCUGCUGGAUGCCCAUCAUAAUCAUGGGCAUUCUCACCCAAAGCGGGACCAUCACCGUGCCUGAUGAACUAUACGCCUGGACUGUGGUCUUUAUCCUACCCAUCAACUCCUCCCUCAAUCCCUACCUCUACACCAUCUCGGAAAUGUGGUCCAAGCGUAAGAAGAAGGGUGCGGGAUACACGCAGUGUAUUCGUAUGAACUAUUCGUCGCCGGGAGGACGCGAGCACGACCGUAAUAACGUCAUGGAAACAGAUACCGUAGGUAUAACACAGGGGUCUUCUUAGCAAUGGAAGUGUAGGUCGUUGCUGCAGUUAUCUUCUAUUCGACAAUGAAAGACAAACCAAACGAAGCCCCAUCAAAGCCUGUAAACUGUAGACGCAAGCAUAGACCAAACUGCAGAGGCUCUCAAGCGAUGCGCGGUCCCAAUGGACUUUGUAGACGUCAUCAAAGACGUAAACCGACGGGAAAACGUUACAAAUUCACCGCAGAUCGUGACGUUCGCACGGAGCAUUGUUUUGGCAAGCUUACAACCUCCUCUGAACAUCUACACGUGGACGCCAUUGUACUCAGUGACGUCAAGUUCAUGAAGUAACUAGAGGUCAAUGUCGUUGAACGUCACAUGGGAUGGUGAUCCACUUGUUAGGAACCAAUCGGGAGGAGCAAACAGUUAUUAUUGGCUCUUUUGACUGGAAACAGCCGUCUGUUAUAUGGAAAUACUGCAGCACAUCGACAGGACACAGCCGUCUGUUUUAUUGAAAUAUUGCAGCAGCUUGACUGGAAUCAGCCGUCUGUUUUAUUGCAAUGUCGCAGCAACUUGACUGUAAACAGCCGCCUGUGAUUUGGAAACACUGCAGCACCUUGACUUUAUUCUUGCUCUUGCUUUUUUUCUCAUCGGAGGGGGUGGGUGGCGAAUCCUCGUUCACAGACGUUUGUUGGGUUUAAUAGUAUAAAACCAUCCAAACAAAUCUUUAUAUCACAAAUGCAUACAAACUUUACAGUGCGUUCUCCUCCUAUAAUGUAUUUUUCAUUGAUCUGCGAUGUGUAUGUAAAUUGCGCCUGAUGGCACCUACGGCUCUCUGGCUCUCUUGUAAACAUGUCAUAUCAUAGUUUAGACAAGAGUUUAAGAGACAUUAAAACAUAACCAGUCAUUAAUAUUAAACACCGCCCUCUUUCGGUCAGAACAAGCGGGGAGUGUGACACUAUACAAAGACCAUUUUUUUUUUUUUUUUUAAUGGUUGUUUAUGUGUGUGUCUGUUUAUUGAUUUGUCUGUUUUUUUUUGUGUAGAUUGUUUUCAUGUCAAGGGAACUCGCAACAAACUGGCAACAGCCAGGUUCUCCCAUAGAAGCAUUAGUUUAUAGGCAGUGGACAUUAUUGGUAAUUACUCAAAAAAAAUAUUAGCAUAGAACCUUUCUUGGUGAUG